AGUUUGGUCAUGCAGGCCCAUUUCCUCUUCGAUUCUACCACGCCGAAGAAGUCUGCUCCUCGGUCUCUCUCUUUUUCUCUCUUUCUUUUCUCUUAUCCCAAUUUGACCUUCGCCCUUUUGGAAAUUUCGAAGUAUCGCUGGCCGUCCCCCUCGUUUUCCUUAUUACCCCCCUUCUCUCGGUAUGAACAAACCCCCACAUCGAUGUGAACGAUAAACAUCAUGAGUGAUGAGCCUCGUGGUUGCCUUGAGAUCAUAAAGUGGUGGCUAUUCGCUCCUUGCUCCGACGACGAGACGAGUUUCCGAGCUGGGAACUACGACCCACGUGCCGGUGGCGUCAACUAUCGCGUCGAGGACGGUCUUCCUAGAGGGAGAGCGGUCGACCUGUCGGACCCAGAGAAGGGAUACUAUCAGGUCUACUACGACCAGCCGAGGCCGACAUCACCACCCCGUGCCGCACCCCCUCCUCCCAGGUCGGAGUCGAAGGGGAGACUACAGAAGCAGAGCAGGAAGGGCGCGACAGCAGAGAAGAAGGCCGAUAUGGGUUGGAUCGACUGGAACUUCCUGUCCGGGAAGAGGAAGCGGAAGGUGGCGCGCCGGCCGCGGAUAUCGACACCCUCCAACUUCCAGCACAUUGGCUCGGGCGCCAUCAACUUCAGGCCUUCUGUCCCAGACGGGCCCCGAACCGCACCUGAGUUCCGUCCUCUACAGCUCAGCAUCUACAAUCCUGACAAUAGAAUCUCACCUCUGUUGCCGUUCUUUGCUGGCCGCGAGCGGUCUGUGUCACCGCCUGUGCCAGCCCGGAGUCGAAGUCGGAGCCGGAGCCGGAGCCGCGAUGUCUUUGUGGACGAUGACAGCACGACCCUGGCGCACUCAAGAAACACCUCAACCCUGUCGUUUCACAUCCCACGACGGCCAGUAGGUGACAGCGGCUCGCUGUUGACUGAGAGCAUUGUGGAGGAGACCCCUCCGAGAAUACCACCCCGUGCCAAGACACGACCGCGAGCAUACACGUCGCCCAGCGUGGAGGCGAUUGUUGAGCGUAUUGCGAGCGCCAUCAUCGAGAGGGAGAUACUGGAUGCAGAGCUCGAGUCGGUCAAGUCGCGGCACAGUCUGUGUCUGAGCCGGCCGUCGACCUCGUACGAUCCUGAUGAGCCAAUGCCGCCGUUUCCCGCGGUACCACCAUCUGCACCCUCCUUCGCGGAGCGUGUCAGCAUCGAGCGCCCUCGCACCGCACCCUCUACACAGACUGCCUUUCAACCGCCGCCAAUACCACCUAUGCCUGUUCCCCAGUCGUUCCCAGAGCGCACUUCCAGCCUGAGGGUUCCGAAAUGGCAGGCCAACCCUGUCACACCGGAUACACCAUCAGCCGUACGGCAGUCGGCGUUCAACUCACACCCGCCGGACACGAGCCCCAAGAUCAUUGACAACUCGAUCGACGUCGAAGUGCCCUUGGCUCCUCCGCUGCCACUGAUCCUGCGCCCACCGCUGCGCAAGAAGAAGUCUUUCAGCAGGGUGUCCGAUUGGCUCUUCCCCGCUGGGAUGGAGGAGACCAACCCCGGCUUGCCCACGCCCCUGCCGUUCCGCCACUCGCGCAGAUUCUCGCGCGACUCCAUCACUAACGCACCACGGGCGCUGACGGAUAAGGAGGGCUUCUACCAGACCCUCCCGCCGUCCGCCAUCUUCUCUGGCCGGAGGAGUAGUUUUGAUUCGGCGUCAGACGUGUCCCGACCGUUCUCGGGCUCCAUCUACAGCACGGAUGACGACCACGCUGGCGGCGGCACGAACACGGUUGCCACGAGCACGCACUGGUCGCCGGGCAGCACUCCGCCCGAGCCGUCGAGGCGGAUGCAGUCGCAGUUUGACAAGGUGUACGCGCGGGAGUCGCGCAAGAGCCUGAACCUGGCGAUUGGAGGCGGGCGGCGACAGGGGCCUUUCGGAAGCGUGGAUAGCGACACCAGUCCCGCUGAAGAGAAGAACGAGACGAGGGUACAGGUCAGCCAGUACCUCGUGAGAAGUCCCCUGAGGGGCCCUAGACCGACGAGCGUGGGUGUUGCCUUUUGAUUGACAAAGGUUCUAUACGAAGCAGGGAAAAAGGAAGGACAAGGAUAGGAGAGGAAGGUUGGGGCUAUGGGAUUUAUUAUCAGGGAUAUGGUGACGACGGGAAAUCUGGUAAUGAUGUGCAUGGGACGAUGGCAAGAAAAAAAUGGGUCAAGGUAGGGAAGCUUACUCGGCACCGGGACCGAGCAUAUUCUUGCUCUGUGGCUGAUGAGUGUUGUCUGCGACAUAUUAUUUUUGAGACUGCGGUCGAAACUCCUGUAUGAGUUGUUAGCAGCAUUGUCUUGCUCUUCCUAGCAUGGUGGGGUCUGCGUCGUCGUUGUUGUCGUUGUCGUUGUCGUUAGUUGUCGUCAGUGUUGAUCAGCCGUUGUUUGCGACUUCAGCAACAGCGGCUUGUGACUUGAGAUACCAGGAUACCAAUCGCACAGUACUUUUUUUGUUCCCCCU
This is a messenger RNA of Cryphonectria parasitica EP155, 2502 nucleotides long. RefSeq lists its product as uncharacterized. NCBI's taxonomy places the organism in Eukaryota, Fungi, Ascomycota, Sordariomycetes, Diaporthales, Cryphonectriaceae. The transcript has 2 exons. The record is from RefSeq and is a predicted model, not a curated record. Bases 220 to 2061 code for a protein of 613 amino acids.